Messenger RNA from Podospora anserina S mat+, 999 nucleotides. RefSeq lists its product as uncharacterized. The annotation marks the transcript as partial. Gene Ontology annotation, molecular function: oxidoreductase activity. The record is from RefSeq and is a predicted model, not a curated record. NCBI's taxonomy places the organism in Eukaryota, Fungi, Ascomycota, Sordariomycetes, Sordariales, Podosporaceae. The transcript has 2 exons.
CGGGAAUGGCGCACUCUCUCCAAGGCCGACCGCCGCAAGUUUGUUGCCGCGGUCAAGUGUCUUCAAGGCAAACCCUCUGUCCUUCCCAAAGACGGCACCGUCCCGGGAGCCAUCACUCUCUGGGAUGACCUCGCUUAUGCUCACGCAUGGCGUACAUUCUUCGUCCACAUGAGUGCCACCUUUUUGGUUUGGCAUCGCUACUUUCUCUUCACCUACGAGACCCUCCUCGAGACAGAGUGCGGGUGGACCCAAGGGCUACCCUACUGGGAGUGGGGCCUGGACGUGAACAACAUGAGAGGCAGCCCCCUUUUCGACGGCUCCGAUACUUCCAUUGGCAGCGACGGAGUGUUUGUUCCCGGAAGGCCAGACUUCAUUCUGGACAUCAUUGGCGGGCCCGAUCCCGAACCCAUUCGGGUUGUGUUCCCUCCCGGCACUGGCGGCGGAUGCGUCGAGAGGGGUCCGUUCAAUGACACGGUGGUCAGGCUCGGGCCUUUCCCUCUCGAUGGGACGCCUUGGACCAACGAGACGGUCUACGGCAAUAAUCCUAGGUGCUUGGACAGAGACUUGAACACGAACCCUCUCCAAAGGUGGUCUACUUUCCGCAACAGCACUGAGCUUAUCCUCGGUUAUGACAACAUACGGGAGUUCCAAGGGUUCUUGGAGGGCGACCCCAGAGUGACAACGGAAAAGCCCAUCGGCAUUCACGGAGGUGGCCACUGGGGCGUCGGCGGCAUCACUCGUGAUCCAAUCAUCUCACCCUAUGAUCCGGCCUUUUGGUUCCAUCACAAUCAGUUGGAUCGAAUCUAUUGGAUCUGGCAGAAUCUCGACUUCAAUAACCGCAAGGAUGUCUUUGGCACGGGCACCUGGGGCAACUUCCCUCCCAGUCCCAACGUCACAGUGGAGGACUUUAUUGAUGUCUUGCCCCACCAGCCGGCCAUCAAGAUCAAGGACAGCAUGAACACUGUCAGUGGGGCGCCCUUCUGCUACGUGUAUGUGUAA